AUGAUACCACCUUGGUUGGCUGUGCUAAUUGCCUCUGGGUUUGUUAUCGCUCUAGUCGCCUUUCUAGUUCUCUAUUUCUCACUGCCGUCACGGAAGAACUUCGAUCUUAAUAAGAAGCACGCCGUAGUCACAGGAGGCUCAAAAGGUAUUGGCAAGCAAUUAGCUCAUUCGCUGCUAUCUAGGGGAUGUAACGUUUCCAUCAUCGCCAGGAAUGAAGCUGAUUUGAGGGCAGCUUGUAAAGAACUACAGACGGCUGCCGAUCAACGUGGUCAAAACCAAAAAGUGCGUUACUACUCGUUGGAUCUCACGAAAGGAUACCGAGAGGUAGAGUCUGUGAUCCGACAAGCAGAACAAGAGCUUGGUCCUGUCGAAGCGCUCAUCAAUAAUGCGGGCACUAGCGUUCAGGGGGCGUUCGAAGAUCUACCGAUUGAUGACUUCGAGAGCCAAAUUAGAGUCAACUACCUAAGUGCAGUUUACGCUACCCGCUGUGUUAUAGCAGGCAUGAAGUCACGCCGAAGAGGUCACAUUAGCUUCGUGUCAUCCGCUGCUGGCCAGUGCGCUAUCUACGGUUACACGGCUUAUGCCCCUACGAAAUUCGCUCUCAGAGGCUUAGCCGAUGCUCUCCAGAUGGAACUAUCUCCCUACAAUGUCAAUGUAUCGAUUCUAUACCCCCCAAAUACGGAUACUGAAGGAUACAAGAAAGAAAUGGCGAGUAUGCCUGAAGAAGUACAGCUGAUCAGCGAGACGGCCGGUCUUUUCUCUCCGAAAUUUGUCGCUGAUUGUCACGUUGUGACUAUAGAAGCCGGCUACUAUUCAACACCUGUCGGUCUCGAUGGAUGGAUGCUGAGUGAGCUGAAAAUUUUUUGUUCGAGCUCAGACUUUUGA
Messenger RNA from Cooperia oncophora, 885 nucleotides. The record is from the annotation of a GenBank genome assembly. NCBI's taxonomy places the organism in Eukaryota, Metazoa, Nematoda, Chromadorea, Rhabditida, Trichostrongylidae.